Juglans microcarpa x Juglans regia is the source of this 917-nucleotide messenger RNA. Its product is annotated as guanine nucleotide-binding protein subunit gamma 2-like. Lineage: Eukaryota; Viridiplantae; Streptophyta; Magnoliopsida; Fagales; Juglandaceae. The transcript has 4 exons. Bases 365 to 691 code for a protein of 108 amino acids. The record is from RefSeq and is a predicted model, not a curated record. Gene Ontology annotation, biological process: G protein-coupled receptor signaling pathway.
AUGGAGGCCUAGAGAGACAAAACGGACACAGAAUAUGAGAAUCACAAAGAGACAGCUUUCACACAAACUCUAGCCAACAACACUCUAACCCAAUAACAAUAAAAUUUUGUUUUCCCUUGAAAAGUUCGUAAAACAAGCCAAACAAGAACCCCAACUUCUCUCUUAGAUCCGCGCCUUUGCAAAAGGGCUUUGUCCUGUAAUGAAGGAGCUGAUUGUGGGAUACGUGAAGGCUUCUGGGUCGUCCUUGUUUUGCUGUCUAAUGGGGUCCCUUUGGUGAAUCACCUCAUUUCUUGGGUGGUUUUGAUAGGCGGCUUGUUUGUAAAUUUGUAAAGCUAGGGCUUUUCUAUUCUUUAUUGGCUGGUGUAUGCUUAUGACGCAAUCGGGUAGGUCCGGAUCCGCGAGGCCGAUAACCCACCUGGAUCAUUCUUUGUCAGCCUCCGAUACGAGAGGAAAACAUCUGAUACAGGCUGAAAUUAAACGUCUCGAACAGGAAGCUAGAUUCUUAGAGGAGGAGCUGGAACAGCUUGAGAAAAUGGAGAGCGCCUCAUCUUCAUGCAAGGAAACGCUGAGCAACGUGGAACCAAGACCUGAUCCUUUGCUUCCAAUGACAAAUGGCCCAAUAAAUCCAUUUUGGGAUCGAUGGUUUGAGGGCCCUCAAGAUUCAAAAGGUUGCAGAUGCUGGAUAUUCUGAUGGUCAUUGCUAAUCUCAGGAAUUAACUCACAUAAUGAGAUACUGGCAGAGGCUUCACAGUCUUGGAACAAAGUUUUAUUGUGAUUCGUUUCAUACAGCUAGAGGAUACCGUGUCAUUAGCAAAUGUUACUUGGAAUGCUUCACUGUGCAUACUGGGACUUUGUAGCAAAAAAAUUCCUUGUCAAAUGAUUCAUGAAAUGCUUAAUGGUACAGAUAUCAAUUGUAA